CUCGAUGCGGAAGUUGCAUAUGUCAAGCUCGCGUCCCUUCGCUUCGGUUGAGUUGAGUUCAGCUCGAUGUCAUGAUGGAUCCGCUGUAUGCGGUUCUGGAUGAGGUGGCUCUGGAGGGUUUGGACGGGAUCAGCAUUCAGACUCUAUGGAUGAGGUUGCGGAUGCGACAGCCUGAGUUCGGUUUGAAUUUGGAUCCGCUCACACAGAACUUCAUAUGGACCUACUUGAGCCGAACACCAGAGGUCCGAUUCUACCUGAUGCCUGAACCCAGGAAACACGUCACGGUAUACGACAGGUUUGUAGAGGUGGAUCCAAACACGGGCAUUCAUAAGACGCGUCAGGUUGACCCUGAGGAUCCGUACCCAGUCAACGUGGUGACCGAUGACCCAAGCGGGAUCCAGGGAUCUUGUCUGUUCUACAAAGAGCGUACCGAUGUCACCGAACAGAUCAGAACGACCGAGCUCAAGGCACUGAUGACACUGGAUCAGAUCCAGACCCAGUUCGGUGAGAAACUGGUGAUAGUGGCUUCACAGGAGGUCCGGUAUCGAGCUCUGAUCGGGCCGGAGGGAAACUCGGAGCUGAAGCUCGCUGAUCAGACCUACUGUAUUCUGGAGAGAUUGGGCCGAGCUCGCUGGCAGGGCGAACUACAGCGAGAACUACACACAAAAGUAUUCAGAAUGGAUGCUGGUAAGAUGCAUUAUCUGAGAAGGAAGCUGGACCGAAACCGAAUGAUCACUAUACAGUCACACGUGACCCGGCUGCUAUCAGGAGGACAACAACACUCCCUGCUUCUGCUGCUGCCACGCUUUCACGUCGACAGGAGGACCAAAUAUGAUAUUCUGAUGGAGUCCACGUCUAACGUUCUGUCUGAGGCGCCCAACAAGAUGAUGGUUAUGCAGAAACUCAGACAUCAGCUGGGUGUCUGCGAGCGAACCUUCAAGCGCGUGUAUCAGUACAUGCUUGCGGCUAAGAUGGUGACCAUGUUGAGGAUUCCUCUGAGGGAGCUCGACCCGGACGGAGGACCCUUCAAAACCCUACGAGGCACGGACAUCUUCGUUCGCUGUCUGAAGCUCAUAAAGCCGUACGGACAGAAAGAUGUAGAGGAGGAUGAGGACGACGAGAACAACGAUGAAGACGGCAACGGGCCCAACAAGAGGAACGUUCUCGUGGUUCCUCGCAUCAUCGAGCGCGACAUGCUCUCACAAGCCUACGAUAUUGUGGAGUCGACCGGGACCAGAGGGAUCUCACAGUCAAUGCUACGAGGGCAACUUAACGUGGGAAGACUGGAGGGUCGAAUGGUCUGUAGAUUACUGGAGCGAAACGACAUGAUCAAAGGCUUUAUGGAGGAUGAGGGUCGCCAGAGAACCACUAAAUACAUCAGCAAACACUUUGUAGAGGAAAGUAAACUCAACCUGCAGUUCACUAAAGAGAUGCAGCGCAGUCAGGACCUGCGGGAAGCGCAUCUCAACGAGCCGGGAGCAGAGACGCCCACCGCCGGGGUCUCGCAGCUGCAGGGGCGCAAGAAAACCCAGCAGAAAGCGAAACAGCUCAAACAGUCCAAACUUCACUUUGGAAAGAGCGACACAUCUCUCAAAGAGACGUCGCUGGCUUCACCUCAAGAGUGCAAGACUGAAGCCUCAGAAAAUGCUGAAGCUGGACAAGAUGGAGAUGAUGCGUGCCCUGUACCUAACGAACACGCCCCCAUCCAGACUGUAAGCCAAUCACAUUGUGUCGAAGGCACGGAGCCAGUGGUAGAGGAAGUGCUCACGGUCAGUGAGACAAAGAAGAUGGAAGUUCAGGAGACGUACAGACUGUUGAAACGCAAGAACAUGAUCAUAGAGGCGGUGAAGUGCAGCAAGAUCAUCGAGGGCUUUUACUCUCUGCAGAAGUUAUUGACGGAGGAAGAGAAGAAAGAUGGUGUGAAUACUAAAGUGUGUAAGAAGAGUGUGAUGAGACUCAUCUGUUCACUGUCUAGACAAGGUUUAGUCAAACUCUACAGGACUAUCAUCAUACAGGAUGGAGUUCACAAGAAGGUUGAGUUUGUAGUUCAUCCCUCCAUUACACCAAAUGAUCCGCUGGUUAAAAGUACUAUUGAGCAAAUCCGUAUGCGCAUGUCCAGUUCUGUCUCUACAGCUCGUGUCGAGCCACAAGCUGACAAAGUCAAGUCUAAUACAAAGACUGUAAAAGAGAAUAAAACCUCACGAACGUCUCAAAGCAACGCCCCAAAGAAAGUGAACGAGAUGAUGGGCGUCAAACCCCUGAACUCCUUCAAACCCGUUACCAUUCCUGGAUACGGACGCUCUCUUGGAUUCCAGUCCAAAAUGCCUCGUCUGCGUAUCGUUCACUCGUUCCUGUGGUAUUUGAUUUAUGGACAUCCGCUCAGAAGAUCCAGCCAGACAGAUUCUGUUCCUGAAUCACAGACGAACCCAGAGGCUUCCAGAAGAGAUGAUCAGACCGAGGAAGACUCUGAUGUAACUCAUGAGCAACACUUUGAAGUAUACGUGAAUGAAAAUUGCUGGAAGAGAUUCAUUCCUCCGAUACCGCUACAUAAAGACUUUGGUUAUGGUUGGGCUCUCAUCAGUGAUGUUCUCGUGUCACUGCCACUCAGUGUCUUCAUGCAGAUCUGUCAAAUCAACUAUAAGGUUGAUGGUUUGGAGCAGUACCUAAAUGAUCCGAUUAGGCAGCAUUAUCUCAUCAGGUUUCUCCCUGCAGACAUUAAGAGACAGCUGCUACACAGGAGAAAGUACAUCUUCAGUUUUCACGAGAGUCUUCAGAGGUUGUGUUUCAUGGGUCUGAUGCAGUUUGGACCUACUGAGAGGUUCAUGGAGAAAGAUCAGGUGUUUGUUUAUUUGAAGACGAAGGCCACCAUCGUGGAUACGACCGUCUGUGACCCGCACUAUAACAGGGCCAUCGAGACCAUUCGGCCGUUUGAAAGGAGACGCUAUGUGUUCAAUACUGCAGAGAGCGUUGAGAAGUACUGGUUUGAUCUGCUGUGUGUUUGUCUCAACACACCGUUAGGGGUGACGCGUUCACGCUCUAAUGAGGGGAAGUCUGAAAUUCUCAUGGGACUGGAACAAUGCCCGAGAUUCCUGCAGAGCUUACAGGGUAGCACUACUGUGGUGGACGAUGGCGUUACACCGGGCGAUGGUCAGGGUGCUGGUGGACUGGACUCCAUCUUUUUCAGCCACCUGAAACGCAACUGGUCAUGGACCAGCCAUGUGGUGAAUACACAAAGACAGAACACUGACGCUAAAGGAACUCAUCAGACGGUCCGGCUCAGAAACCUGCUGUCCAAACACCCACCACCUAAACCUGCUUCACAAACCGCGGUACAGACCGAUGAUGGGACGCUGCCGCCCCCUGCUGUUGUGGAGGAGGAGGUGCACGUGAGCCAACGGCCGGCCAGCAGGAACGAGGAGGUGCGCGGAGGACGAAAACUCAAACGCAAGAGACAGAAGAAAGAGACCGGCAAACCAGUCCGCAAGAGACCGAAGAAAGAGGUUCGUGUGAGGAAACGGGUUCGUGUUCGGGAUGAGACGGAUCGCAGAGCUUUACUGCAAAUGACCAAACAAAGAGUCACAUGGACACAUUUAGAGGACAGUUUGCUGAUGUUGUGUCGAGUUACCAGUCACUUCCUCAACCGUAAGUUAAAGAAGCCGUUUGUACCGUGGUCGGUGGUUCGAGAUGUUCUCCAUGCUGAGUUUGAGUUAUCGCAGGACAAAACAUCUCUGUCUGUCAGUCGCCGCAUACGAUACAUCAUGAAGAACCCACAAACUGCCCUCAACUACAGGAUUUGUUUGGCUGAACUGUAUCAGGAUAAAGAGUUCUUGCCGAAAUUUAUGAACCGAAAUGACGACUACAGCAAUCCUGAGGUGUGUGCUGCGGAGUAUAAGGAGUUUGUAAGUGCUCUGAGGUCAAAGUUCAGCUCCAGCUGUGGUUCUAGUGAUGUCAUCAUACCAGAUACCAAAGAGGAACUUUUCAAGAAGUUUAAGGUGUACACAAUUGGAGAUGAUACAGUGAAGCACUUCAGAGAUGUUCUCAACAAGCCGGAAGACAUCCAUGUUCUUGUGUUGUUUAAUUUAAUUCAGAGCACUCUUGUUCUGACUAAUGCUCAGAUGAAGAACUAUCUGCCCUUCCAGACAUUCUGUCUGUACACACAGUAUAAAGAGCACGUUUUGACUCGGGCCUUUCAAACAUGUCGGAGGCGGGGCUUAGUAAACCGCCGCCGCCCCAUGACCAUCUACGGCAUGAAGAAGUUUCACGCCCUCCCCUUCCUGCCUAUGUCCUAUCAGCUCUCACAGCAUUACUACAAGUUCUUUACUUGGCGUUUUCCCAGCACUAUUUUUAAUGAUGCGUACGAUCUGCUCACUGCUUUAUGUGAAGGAAGCAGAAGUGACAGAAGCAGCAGCUUCUCCUUUCAGAAAGACCCUGAGAGUGAGAGAGAUGCCAGCGGAGACAAGGACAGAGAACAGAUAGAGGAGGAGCAGGCGCAGGAGCGGGUGGAGGAGCAGGCGCAGGAGCGGGUGGAGGAGCAGGCGCAGGAACGGGCGGAGGCGCCCCCUGCAGAUAGUCAGGAUAUGCUACCGUUGAGCAUGGAUGCUCCGGGUGGUGUGAGCGCCUGCUGUCUCACUCUCAUGACUCUAGGUCUGCUGACUGUAGACGUCACUAUCCCACAGCAGAUUGUGAUCAUAAACAGCAACAUGGUGGACCGCGAGAUGGUCAAGAGUUUCACAAAAGCACUGGAGGAGGAGGAAGAGGAUGAUGAGGUCGAGAGGAAGAGGAAACUAGAGAUCAAAUCUCAUCAAGCUUCUCACACCAAUUACCUGCUGAUGAGAGGAUACUGUUCACCUGGAAUCACACGUUCACAAACACACAACUCUAACACCACAGACAACAUCAUCAUCAACACUUGUACUGUUCAUGUCAAGCUCAGAGAGACGCCCAGACACACAUUCUUCACACAAGAGGCUGAUUCUCUCUCAGCGUUUUCUUUAUCCGCUCCUCCGUCUUUCCCGGCAUCAUUUACUCGUGUUUACCGCUCAACAACACUAGACCUACAGAUGUUUUUGGAGCGGUGUGUGAGUGUUUUGGAAUAUGGACCGGAGGACGUCCAGGCAGUCCAGGAGAUCAGAGAUGCUGUGCAGAAAGGGGCGGAGUUUGGCAUUGACAGACAGGACCUCUGUUUGAGCUUCAUACAUCUGGAACAGCCUGAGAACGGCCGAAAGAGAUCGCUACAACAAUAUAUACAGGAUCUGGUGGAUGGAGAGCAGCUGGUGGAGGUUGGAGCUCUCUCUCAUAGGCUGGUGUGUUUGAACGUUGCGUCUCAUUGGCUGCUGGAGAGCAAGUGUGAUGAUGCACAGAUGGAACGGGUAUCCCUGAAGAGAGGCCCCGCCCAUGACCCCGAUGAUGCCACACCUCCAGCCAAGAAGAGGCGGGCCACAGAAUCAGAUCUUCAGGAUAGCGUCUCCACAGAUGCAGCUGUCGUCAUGGAGACCGAAGCUGAGCAGCAGGUUGUUAUGGAGGAGGCGCUACCUAAAGAUGUCAGUGACGCAGAGCAGCAUACAGCAGAUGGGAAUGAGGCGGAGCUUGACCCCUCCCACUCGUACAUUAAAGUUGUUGUUACAGAUGGAGAUGAAGGAGGUGCUGCUGACCAGGAGAAAGACAGCGUGGCUUAUGAGUCUGUGAGGUUUGUCAGUCGUCCGUGGCGAGCGGUUGAUGGUUUAUUGAAUCGUCCGGUGUGUAAGGGAAUGCUGGAGUCGGUUCUCCUGCACAUCAUGAGUAAUCCAGGGAUCCGUGAGUCGCUUGUGCUCCAACAUUACAGUCAGGUUCUUCAGCCCGUCAUCAUCCUCGAACUCCUGCAGGUUUUGAUUGAUCUGGGCUGUUUAAGGAAACGCUACACCGUUCAACAACAGAAACCCUCGCUGUUCUCCAAACCCAGAACGCCAGAGGUCAAAGGUCAGACAGAGGUCAGGUUAAAGGACAUAUCAAUGGCGUUUUAUGAGCCCACAGUGGACUGCACACUCAGACUGGCACGAGUUUUUCCACAUGAGCCCAACUGGAACAAAUGGGUUCAGCUGUGUCUGCGUAUUUGACCGGACGCAUGACCCAGAGAUUUAAUCUUCUUUAUGUUUUAAAGUCAUUCACAUUUGUUGCAUAAAAUAAAAUAAAGAGAGAUUGUUUAACGUA
Molecule: messenger RNA, 6186 nt
Organism: Misgurnus anguillicaudatus (oriental weatherfish)
Lineage: Eukaryota; Metazoa; Chordata; Actinopteri; Cypriniformes; Cobitidae
Source: RefSeq, a predicted model, not a curated record